AUGCUUCAAAAGAUUAAUGAUAAUCUUCAAGAUAACCGAGUACUGAUUGUGGCAGCUGCAAACUAUGGAAUGCGUGACCACGUAUACAACUGGAUUGAAUCUCUCAAACGUACUAAUGAAGAAAAAUUUCUCAUUCUCUGUCUGGACGAUAAACUAUUCACUCACCUCGUGGAAACUGGAUACGAACAACAUGCCGCAACUAUACCCGAUACUUGGCUUCACCAAAAAAUUGAAGCUGGAUUUGAAGAAUAUUAUACUCAAAAAUACCGUAUUAUCACUCACGCUAAGACUUUAGUGGUACAACAAUUACUUUAUCUUGAUAUCAAUGUACUCUUCUCUGAUGUGGAUAUUAUUUGGCUGAAACCUCGUAUACGUGAACAAUUGUAUAUGUACCUGGAUAUGCGUGCUGAAACUCACGUGGUAUUUCAACAAGAAGGCUCAGAUCAAAAGAAUAUCAAUUCUGGCUUUUACAUCAUGCGCCCCUCCGAAAAAAUGAAACGAUUAUUAGCAGCUACUAUUUAUUUUGGUGAUCAAAAUUCUCAAUUGACUCAGCAAGGUGCUCUUAACAUGGCUUUAGGUUAUUUGGAUUUACGACUUACAACUUCUGAUGUUAUUCUUUUGGAUGUACUUCAAUGGCCUAAUGGUUGGAUUUACUUUUCUACUCAUAUGACUAAAAAUUUGGGUAUUGAUCCUUAUAUUGUUCAUGCGAAUUAUUUGGUCGGUGAAGACAAGAAAAACAAGUUAAAAGAAGACAACUUUUGGUAUGUGGAUGAUGCUUGGUUACAAUCUGUAGAUGACAAAAUAGAAUCCUCUUCGUUACCAACCAAUGAUACCGCAUCGCAAAAAUGA
Messenger RNA from Halteromyces radiatus, 849 nucleotides. RefSeq names its product nucleotide-diphospho-sugar transferase-domain-containing protein. The transcript has 2 exons. NCBI's taxonomy places the organism in Eukaryota, Fungi, Mucoromycota, Mucoromycetes, Mucorales, Cunninghamellaceae. Gene Ontology annotation, cellular component: Golgi apparatus. Gene Ontology annotation, molecular function: glycosyltransferase activity. Bases 1 to 849 code for a protein of 282 amino acids. The record is from RefSeq and is a predicted model, not a curated record.